Puccinia graminis f. sp. tritici CRL 75-36-700-3 is the source of this 372-nucleotide messenger RNA. RefSeq lists its product as uncharacterized. Lineage: Eukaryota; Fungi; Basidiomycota; Pucciniomycetes; Pucciniales; Pucciniaceae. The transcript is spliced from 2 exons. The record is from RefSeq and is a predicted model, not a curated record. The coding region runs from base 1 to 372 and encodes 123 amino acids.
AUGGUCGACCAACACCGCCUAUCUUCCGGCGGACUGCCCAACGCACCGAACCAUGAGCCGUCAAACCUAUGGAUCCGGCGCACACCCAACGGGCCUCAUGUGCCUCCCAUCAAUCAAGCCAAGCGUGGGGCGAGUCCUACAUCCAAUGACUGCAAGCCCAACGUCAGACCCAAGAAUGUUGCCCCCGAUCCGGCCCAGGCAGCUCGCAGCCAACUAACAACCACCGUUGACGAGGAAGAACUGAAUGAACCAGGCCAGUCAGGUGGCCCCGGGUCCCAUACCGACACCCCAACCCAACAGGAUCCCACCAGCCCAACCUCCCAUACGAAUGGCCCCGCCGCAAGCCCAUGUGCCUAUCGGCGCCGAGCUUGA